AUGGCGGAAAACAGUGAACAAGCGUGCACACCGACCAAGGGAAAACAAAUGUACAUAUUCAACGAGCAGACAAACUACGUUUCGACUCGCAAGAUUAUAACGAUUUUCUUAGCAUGCGCCAGCGUCGACCUGGUUGCACUGAUGGACCAGACAACUCUGGCAGCAAGUUUGUCGACUAUAGGAGAUGAUUUGAAUGCUGGUACCCAAACAAGUUGGAUAGCUGGUGGCUUUUUCCUGACCUCUACAUGCUUUCAGCUGGUAUACGGACGCCUUUCCGACAUUUGGUCUCGGAAAGUCGUAUUGUACGUUGGGUUAGCGAUCUUCUUCUUUGGAUCCCUAGCUUCUUCCCUGGCUCAAACAGCUAUUCAAUUGAUAAUUUUUCGCUCCUUCACAGGAAUUGGUGGAGGCGGACUCGCCAACGUCGCCCAAAUGAUUGUCAGCGAUGUGGUGCCGCUGAGAGAACGAGGCAAGUACCAGGGAAUUCUGGGAGCAGUCGUGGCUUUAGCAAACGGCAUCGGGCCUGUCAUUGGAGGUGCCCUAUCUUCAAUAUCGCAGGAUUCAUGGAGGUGGAUUUUCCGCCUUAACCUUCCCCUUACAAUAAUCACAGCCCUUUGCGUGUUAUUCUUCAUGCCUCUUCGGAAAGUUGACGGCGACUGGAAAACCAAGGUAAAAGCUAUUGAUUUCGUCGGAGUGUUCCUGGCCCUUUCUGGGGCUACCGUCUUCAUCCUUGGACUAAUAUGGGGAGGAGGUGAGUAUGCAUGGAAUUCAGCCCAUGUGAUUUCUACGAUCACUGUAGGUUUUGCUAUUGGUGUGUGCUUCGUUUUAUGGCAGUGGAAGGGUGCAGAUUAUCCCCUUGUGCCAAUGGAUAUCUUCCGUGUGAAGAUAGUAAAUGGUGCAUGUCUGACUAUGCUCAUCAACGGAUGGAAUUUCGUUGUGCAAAUUUAUUAUAUCCCGACUUUCUAUCAGCUUGUGCACGGAUACUCGGCUUCUAAAUCGGGAGCCCUCCUUUUACCCAUUAUUCUGGUCCAAACAGUGUUUAGCACUUUAUCGGGCCUUGUUGUCCACCGUGUAGGCCGAUAUCGAGAAUGCAUCCUAUUUGGAUGGCUUGCCUGGGCCAUUGGACUAGGACUCUUUUCCACACUUGAUACAUCAUCAGGGAUUGGCAAACAGGUUGGGUAUGGCAUACUUACUGGUGUGGGAGUUGGAAAUACAUUGCAGCCGGCUUUGGUUGCUAUUCAAGCCGGUGUUCCCAGGAGGGAUAUGGCAGUUGUGACGUCGUUCCGCAAUUUUGUGAGAAACCUCGGCGCUACGCUGGGCCUAGCAGUAUCCGGAACGAUCCUGAAUAAUAUCGUCUUAUCUUCGCUUUCAUCCCUUCUCCUUUCAGAGGCUGAGACAAAAGAGAUAACACAAAGCCCAAGCCACUACUUGGCAAAGCAGAGUCCAGCGGAGGUCGAGAGAAUCCGUUCUGUUCUUAUUCCAGCGUACCAGAAGGGCUUCCGGGUGAUUUUCAUAAUAUGCUCGGCCCUUGCGGGGUUGGCCUUCAUUCUUGCAUAUUUUCUCAUGCCUCAUAUCUCACUAAAGAGAGCUGAUGACAAGAAGCUAAAGGAAGAAGGCCAAUGA
Trichophyton rubrum CBS 118892 is the source of this 1620-nucleotide messenger RNA. RefSeq lists its product as uncharacterized. Gene Ontology annotation, biological process: transmembrane transport. The record is from RefSeq and is a predicted model, not a curated record. Gene Ontology annotation, molecular function: transmembrane transporter activity. NCBI's taxonomy places the organism in Eukaryota, Fungi, Ascomycota, Eurotiomycetes, Onygenales, Arthrodermataceae. The transcript has 7 exons. Bases 1 to 1620 code for a protein of 539 amino acids.